AUGUUCGACACAACGCUGAAGACGCCGACGGGCAAGGUCACAUUCAACUAUGUCAUCUCGACGCCCACGCAGACAGCAGUGAAGAAGGUGCCCAAGGCCGAGCGAGGGCUGCCCGCCGUCGUGUUCCUACACCCAGUGUACAUCGGAAAGGUCAUCUACCACCCGCAAUUCGCAGACGCCCAGCUGCGCCGCUUCACACUCGUCGCCCUUGACUUGCGCUGCCAUGCGAAGACCGUAGGCCGGGCCGGAGCGGGGUAUGGUCGGGAGGUGGCGGCACAAGAUGUCGCGCUCGUCAUGGCCUCGCUCGACAUCGAACAGUACCACAUUUUCGGCAUGUCUAUGGGCGGUUGCGUCGGGCUCCAGACCGCCAUCCUCUUUCCCGCGCACGUGCUCUCCGUGUUCGUUGUCUCGAGCCUUCCGCUGACCGAGCCGGAGGAUGUCGCCGAGGGAAGGCAGGAGAUCUGUGACUGCUGGGCGGAAGGCGCGCGGAACAACGGCGGGAAGGGUGACUUGAAAGCGGAGGACAGCGCGAUGCGUGACGCCUUCACCGGAGCGGCGCAAUUGAGCGUCAACGGGGAGCCGAACGAGAUGUUUAAUGCCAUCCUGGCGCGGUCUAUCGAGCUCCUCGGGGACAAGUGGCCAAAAGAGCGCCUCGAGGACUGGCAAGUGAGCACCGUGGACUUCUUCACGCUACGCAAGGCGUACACGCUCGACUCUCUGAGCAAAAUCCGCUGCCCGAUCCGCCUGAUCCACUGCGGUGCGGACAUCGCCUACCCUCUCGACGCAACAGAGGAAGUCGCCAACCGGCUCCGCACCGCCGGCGUCCAGGACGUAUCUGUCCAACAGCUCGCCGGCGCACCGCAUUUCGGCGCAGUCACGCAUCCCAAAGAGAUCAAUGCGCUGUACCACGAUUUCUUGUCCGCGCUGAUCCCGCCCGAGAGCCUCCCACCGCUGCCCCCGCGCGAUAGGAUCGUGUCGCCGUGGCUGGCCGAGCUGCGCAAGUGUGGGCUCGAAGAUGAGAGCGGCGAGGAUGAUUAG
This is a messenger RNA of Mycena indigotica, 1038 nucleotides long. Its product is annotated as AB hydrolase-1 domain-containing protein. The transcript is spliced from 5 exons. The record is from RefSeq and is a predicted model, not a curated record. The coding region runs from base 1 to 1038 and encodes 345 amino acids. Lineage: Eukaryota; Fungi; Basidiomycota; Agaricomycetes; Agaricales; Mycenaceae.